AUGCCGCAGACACCUUCGACCCGUUGGUGCCCGACGCCGGAGCAGCUGAUGAUCCUGGAGGAGAUGUACCGGAGCGGCGUGAGGACGCCCAACGCGGCGGAGAUCCAGCAGAUCACGGCGCACCUGGCCUACUACGGCCGCAUCGAGGGCAAGAACGUCUUCUACUGGUUCCAGAACCACAAGGCCCGCGAGCGCCAGCGGCUCCGCCGGCGCCUCUGCUCCCGACACCAGCAGCAGUACGCUCAGCAGCAGCAGCAGCAGGCCACCGCAGCAGCGCCGGCUUCGAGCCCUAACAGCAGCGCCACCCUUCCGUCUCCGGCAGCAGGCGGCAGCAGCGCCGGUGUGCAUCCGGCGGUGAUGCAGCUGCACCAGCACCACCACCCAUACGCAACCAACUUCGUGCCACACCUGGGCUACUUGGGGCAGCAGGCGUCGACUGUUCCGCCAGUGCUGAACCCAGCUGCUGCCGGCAUGGUGGACCUUGCAGCUGCAGGAGCAGGAGCAGGAGCAGGAGGAGGAAAUAAGGCUACUGGUGUAGGCGGUGCCUAUGGAGGUGGAGCUUCGCUAUACAACAGCUGCAGCAGCAAUCAGCUGGAGGAGUGGGACGCCGCAGAGGCCAUGGAGCACUGCAACGCCAGCUGCGGUGCGGCAUCGGGCAGCUCUGACGAGGGUGGCGCAGCUCAUCUCCAGCUGCCGCCAUGCUGCCGCCGCUCUCUCAAGACCUUGGACCUCUUCCCCACUAAGAGCACUGGGCUCAAGGAUGAGUGCAGCAGCUCCAAGUCCUCCUCUUGCUCCACAUCCACCAACUAA
This is a messenger RNA of Miscanthus lutarioriparius, 810 nucleotides long. Lineage: Eukaryota; Viridiplantae; Streptophyta; Magnoliopsida; Poales; Poaceae. The record is from the annotation of a GenBank genome assembly.